AUGGUUCGAAUCACUAGUAUUGCACUCGUGGCUUUUGCUACCUCUGCUUUGGCGGUGCCUGCUCAACCUGGGUUCGAUGCCACUCCCGAGGUUGGCCGAGAGCAUGGCCUCUUUCUACGUCAAGAGCCUCCUCUUGCUGAACGUCCAGUUGUAGAGCCAAACCCUGAAGAGGUAAAGACUGCCAAUGCAGAACUAGCCGUUCUGUUGCAAAAUAUGUUAGAUGUUAUGGGAAGCAUCAACGAGGACAUAAAACAGGGCAAAGUACAACUUGAAACCAAGACAAAGCUUACGCCUGAAGAACACAAGGCUGCCCUCGAAAUUAUACAGGAGGGAAUUUUUAAAUCCGCCCAAACCUUGGUGGAAAUAGGCAAACCGCUAAUCGAAGGCAAAGGCGAAGACAAAGCCGAGCCUGAACCCGAAGCCAAGUAA
This is a messenger RNA of Metarhizium brunneum ARSEF 3297, 429 nucleotides long. RefSeq lists its product as uncharacterized. The record is from RefSeq and is a predicted model, not a curated record. Lineage: Eukaryota; Fungi; Ascomycota; Sordariomycetes; Hypocreales; Clavicipitaceae.